UCUUUGUGGAUCUUUUACUACUGAAAAUGCAGUCAACUUUCAUGCAGCAGAACACAGACGUAUACUAUUAGUGAUAAACUGUUGUCAGAAGAAAUAAAAACGGGUAUAUCACAUUUCCUUUUCACUAACAGCCAACGAAUAUUUUCACGCAUCACAUAUUACACACCCUUGAGUAAUUUGAUUAAUAAACAACACAUCCACCGUAUUUCUUGUCAUUGACUCCGUACAAAUGAGUAAUAUGUUGUGUCCACAUAAAAGGAAAAUACAUAUGACUACAAUUUAUUUUAUUUAUUUAUUCAUAAAUAUUGGAUUGUGCUCUCCGUAUCAUGGAAGGUUCCAAUUCCAAAGAGAAAGAAUACCUGAACAUUGUGGUCGUAAUGCAUUUGAUGAAUUUUGGAGUCAACAAUUUAGUAAUACAAUCAGGAAACGUAUUGUUGGUGGUAUAGCUACUGCAUACGGGGAAUGGCCAUGGCUGGCAUCUUUAAUGUUUUAUCAGACAGCUGAACAAGUGAAAAAUCAGAAGGAGGCAAGUAGUGCAUUUCCAGCUCUUUAUGAAUUGCUCGAGGAUGAUGAUGAAAAUCAUUUCGUUCCACCGUCAGUUGUUUAUAAUUAUCCUGAUGGAGCUAGACGAUUUCAUCUAUGCGGUGGUACAUUGAUACAUCCGCAAUGGGUAUUGACAGCAGCACAUUGUUUCAUUCCGAAUCACAUUUAUCCUCAUUUAUCAACGAAUCCAUCAAGUUGGAUUAUACGCAUUGGUGAACAUGAUAUGCUAAAUGAAACUGUUGAACACUACGAUAUGGAAGUUGAAAAAAUCUACGUACAUCCUGAAUACGACUCUGAAGCAACUGGUAGUGCUCAUGAUAUCGCUUUAAUCCAGUUAAAAGAUUCUGUAAUAUUAUCAAAGUAUGUGAAUAUCGCUUGUCUACCGUCGAGAAAUGAUAAUGCUGAUGAACCGGGCAAAGAGUGUAUCAGUGUUGGCUGGGGACAUGAAGUUCAUGGUAAUCGGAUCUAUCUAAUCGGACUAUGGAUGGAAACGACAUCACUUCCAAUCUCUCUUGAAAAUCCUUCGAAAUCAUCAUCAUCAUCACCGCUGUCGACAUCAAUGCAUACAAUCCCCUAUCCAGAGAGUUAUCAUUUCUACACUCCUGUACAGUGUUUAGACAAAACAGUCUGUUGGAUUAAGUCGGAGCAUUCAUUGAGUUGUUUACGCAUGAUACGUUAUUUGAAAAAGCAUCUUGUACAUACAUUGGUAGAGAAAUUUCAAUGCCAACAGUAUAUGCCAACAUUAUCAAAUCCCAUGGUGCUUUUUUCUCAAGAUCAUUUGGAAACAUUUUUAUAUCAAAUUCAGUACUUUGAAGAUCUUAUCCAAUGGAUUGAACAAGUCUGUGUUCGUGUCGAUCAGUUUCUAAACGAUGUACAAAACUCUAAUGAAAAUCCGACCACCAAUCAUCACCAUCAACAUUUCCUCAAUCCAUCAAUAUUUCUAAAUCUUCCUUUCAAUGACCCCGUCAACUGUGAAUCUUGGUUUACCGAUAUAUGGAAUAAGGAGAUAGUUGAAUUAGUUCAGAAGAUGCUUACACCCUUGAAAAAAAGCAGUCAUAACUCUUCAAACUAUGCGAGUCUUUCAGAUCCAACCGAUUGGGUUCUAUCCACAUGGCCAUGGCAUAAAAUUGAUGCUUCAAAACUUUCAAGUGAAGCAGAUCGUCUAGGCAGACAGUCUACAUCACUGAUACGAUUUACAGAAUUCUAUCAAACUUGAGAUUAAACAGCCUUUUUUAAACAGAAUUAUUAACUAUUCAUUGCUAGACUACUAACAAGUAGUAGUGUGAAAACUGUCGAGAUUAAUGUUGACACCACCACAGAUGUCGAACUCCACUCAGACGGACACGUACGCACACACACAGAGCUUCGCGUGAUCUGUUCUAGUGAGCUUUCUAUUCUUCUCCGAAUGUUUACGACAAUCAAGUUAAAUAAUUUAUAUUUGUCUGUAAAUAUGUGUAUAUUAGAAUUAAUUUUUACAAAAAUUAUGACCAGAAAAAACUCCCACUUCCCACAUUUUAUUCAACGAGAAUUACACAAUAAAAGAACGUAUAAAUUUUUCUGUCUAUAUUAGAGAAAUCAUAUUUGUAUUGAUAUUAACUGGCCUGAACAACUGGAGAACAGUCGGAGAGAGAAAACCGGAAAGAGAUUGGAAAUCUCUAGGUGGUUUGAUUGCUUGAUUGUUUACCCCGCCGUUUUUUCCCAUGCAUCAUAUGUGUCAAUAUGCAGAAAUAA
Messenger RNA from Trichobilharzia szidati, 2274 nucleotides. NCBI's taxonomy places the organism in Eukaryota, Metazoa, Platyhelminthes, Trematoda, Strigeidida, Schistosomatidae. The record is from the annotation of a GenBank genome assembly.